AUUUAACCGAGGCGCGGUUCAUGGCGUUGGUGGAUGAUUGUGUUUGUAUUGGUGCUGUUGCCUUUUAAUUUGGUUUUAGUGAACGAUUGGAAACUGCGGAGUUCACGUGUUUGUGCACAAUUUUCUGUCCAUAAUUGAAAUUCCCUAUUCCUCCGUACAGUUGAGUGGUUUGUGAGACUACUAAUUAAGAGUCAGCAAGCCCGGGUUCCAGAGAAGAUGAAUGGACAAGAGAGAAAUAAUACCAAAGUGUUUCUUGCAAAACCUUCAGGAGAAAAUCUCUCAUCUGGAGAAAGUUCAAAUUUGGUGCCUACCACUGAAGGAAUGACAGACUUUCCAGAUUACUUCAAUCAAUUUGAUCUAUUAGAGACACAUAGACAUCUGAUACCUAUGGGGACACAAAGCAUGUGGCCUGGAGAAUCAGAGGAGGAAGAUGAGACUGAAAGUGAUUCGGAUUUUAAAAAGAAAGAGAUGGACUUGGAAAAUGAUCCAGCAAGUCUGUUACUCUGGGCAUCUCAGAAAAAUCAGGUUUCAAUAGUGAGCAGACUUCUCUCUGAAAAUCCCAGUCUGGUGAAUGUUAAAGAUGAUGACGACUACACACCACUACAUAGGGCUGCCUAUAGUGAUCAUAUAGAGGUGGUUCGUGAGCUGAUAGCUCAUGGAGCUGAUGUGCAUGCUCGCACUAUCGAUGGCUGGACACCUUUGCACAGUGCUUGUAAAUGGAACAAUGCAACAAUAGCCUCGUUUCUUCUACAGCAUGAUGCAGAUAUCAAUGCCCAAACAAAUGGUUUGCAGACUGCAUUGCAUCUUGCUUCAGGAAGUAAAGACACAAAGGAAACAAUUGAAUUGUUGUUAAUGAAUCGCUAUCUCAAUUCAGACCUAAAAAAUAACUUGGGUGAGACAGCGUAUGAUGUUGCACGGAGAACGAGUAUUUACUAUUGCCUCUUUGAAAUUACAGAACACUGCACAAAUUCUGUACCUGAGCCUCAAUGAUCUAGUUUAAUGUAGAUUUGUAAGUUGUAUCAUUCACCUGAACAUCAGAACAGAUGUCUAUUAAUGGCCAAGAAACCUAUUUGAUUCAGAAAUUAGGAUCUAUUUUGAAGCUUGAAGCAGUGUUUGUUUUUUUAUAUUUAUACUAAUGUGUUAUCACUUUAGAAAGUGUCUUUGCAGUGUAAGAAUGCAAAUGUCCUCUUUCAAUGUUUGCAUCCCCUUUGUGAUGGGUUGAGAAAACUGCAACUGGUUGUCUUGAGACACUAAGCUGAAAUCCUGUUUGCUGUUUCAGGUGGACAUGAAGCAUCACAUCACUAUCUCCGUAAGAGAGCGCUACUGUAUUCAACAUGACUGUAUUAUCUGGUCAUAGUCACAUUGCUGUUUUAAAGGAUUGUAAUGUGCAUAAAA
This is a messenger RNA of Hemiscyllium ocellatum (epaulette shark), 1395 nucleotides long. It is a transcript of the gene ankrd49, whose product is annotated as ankyrin repeat domain 49. Gene Ontology annotation, molecular function: protein binding. Lineage: Eukaryota; Metazoa; Chordata; Chondrichthyes; Orectolobiformes; Hemiscylliidae. Bases 217 to 990 code for a protein of 257 amino acids. The record is from RefSeq and is a predicted model, not a curated record. The transcript has 3 exons.